Molecule: messenger RNA, 702 nt
Organism: Penicillium canescens
Lineage: Eukaryota; Fungi; Ascomycota; Eurotiomycetes; Eurotiales; Aspergillaceae
Exons: 3
Coding region: 1-702 (233 amino acids)
Source: RefSeq, a predicted model, not a curated record
AUGGCGUCAACACCAUUCUCGCUCGAACAUGCGAGCGACGCGAUUCGGGACCUCGGUUUCUACUCUGAAAUGGACCAGGACUUGCGGACUCCUAUGUUAGAAAUGGGACCAAAGAGCUGCUUGUCAGCAGAAGGUUUGGAGUUUUGCAAAAUCCAUGUUAUCGGAGACAAGCGCGCUCGAUCCAUCCUUGAGUCCUUUUUUCCUUCGUGCGGUCUUGCCCGAUACCGGAAAUUCCACAGUGAUCCAGGACACAUCUUUCAGUUCAGAAGUGGAGGUGAGAAGGCGGGCCGGCAUGUUCUGGUCGUGAAAUUGUGGGGUAGUGGGUCAGAAGUGGUUUUCUUUGAUCGUUCACACAGACACAAACUACCCGGUGUUCAUGCCUCUAAUGGUCUAUGGGAGGUACCUUUUGCUGCCUUGGAAUCAGUGGGUUGUGGCGAAGGGUCAGAAAUCCUCUUUGAGCACGGCGGCCUAACAAUCCAGGACGCCCGGCUAGCCUUUGAAAUCAGGAAAGGCACUCCGAUUGCGACCGUGUUUGCGACACCCGACGUCAUUAUGAAAUGGGCGAAAGUUGUUCUCCCAAACACACCGCAAAUAGCAGAAAAGGCCGCCGAACUGCAAGAAGAAAGCGCAAAAAUUGGAUUCCACUUUGAGUAUGAUACAAAAAGGACGGCCGAACCUCCAUCCGUCAUCCCGGGAAAUUGA